ACACUGAUAGUGUAAAAUAAUUUUAUACUGUCAAUCAAUCGCAGUCAUGUUAAAUAUGAAAUCAUAUACUAAAUUAUUUACUGUUAUUCAAAAAAAAAUUAUUUGACAUGACUUGAUGAACGUCAAUGAUACACUGCUUAUUACAUAUUUGUGGUUCUCCUUGAGAUAAGAUAACCAUAUAAAAUUGUCAACCCAACUAUCAUAUAUAAAACAAGAGCCUUGCUAUUUUGACACUAGAAAAACAUACACCGUAUCUUACACCCUAUGAAUUGCAGCAUGAUUAUGUAUUUGUUUGCAUGAGAAAUAAAUAAAAUAUAAUUAUUAUACAUGAUAAACAUACAAAACCGUAGACAACUACGGUGUAGUUGUCAACAUUUAGUGUAUGAUUAGCCUUUCUCAUAAAACAAACUAUAUCACCACUUUCUCAUAACUUGAAAGAGGAAGCUCCAAACACUGGAAUGGAAGAAACAAAAUGGAUGAUGCCCACUUCACUCUUCCUCCUAACUUUCCUCAUCCUUUUGAAAUUGAUUCAAAAGAAACAAUCCAACCACAAAAACCUUCCUCCUUCUCCGCCAUCUUUACCACUCAUAGGCCACCUCCAUCUCAUCAAACAACCCUUACAUCGAAGUCUCCACAACCUCACAAAAACCUACGGCCACAUCUUCUUCCUCCACGUCGGAACCCGCAAGAUCCUUGUCGUCUCUUCACCUUCCGCAGUAGAAGAAUGUUUGUCAAACAAUGACAUAACAUUCGCAAAUCGCUCCGUAACACUUGCUGGAAAAUAUCUCAAUUACAAUAACACAACAUUAGGGUUUUCUUCUUACGGCAAACUCUGGCGCAAACUACGUCGUUUAACAACUACGGAGCUUUUCUCUUCCAAUCGUCUUGCCAUGUUCACGAAAGUUCGAGAAGAUGAAGUGAAAUUGUUGAUUAAGCAAAUAUUUGAAGGGUGCAAAGGCGAAAUAAUGUCAAAAGUUGAUCUCAAAACAAAAACUUUAGAGCUUUCUUUCAACAUCAUGUUGAGAGUGAUAUCUGGGAAGCGAUACUAUGGUGAAGAUGAUGAUGUUGCCAUAGGAGGAAAAGAGUUUCAAAUUUUGAUGAAUGAAUAUAUAGAGCUUCUUGGAAGUGGGAAUUUGAAUGAUUUUUUUGCAAUACUGGAAUGGAUUGAUUUCCAAGGGAAGAAAAAGAAGAUGGUGAAGUUGAUGAAAAAGAUGGAUAGUUUUCUUCAGAAGCUACUUGAUGAGAAACGAAGAAAUUGGAGCAAUGACCAAAGAAAUAUGACGUUGAUUGAUGUUAUGUUAGACUUGCAACAAAAGGAACCGGAAUUCUACACAGAGGAGAUUGUGAAAGGUGUUGUUCUGGUAAUGCUUGUAGCUGGCUCUGAAACUUCAGCUACAACUAUGGAAUGGGCACUCUCACUUCUCCUCAACCAUCCAAAAAAAAUGAAUAAGGUUAUGACAGAGAUAAACACUUGUAUGCAUCAAGAUCAACUUAUGAAUGAAUCAGGCGCUUUAAAACUAAAAUACUUGCAAAAGGUAAUUAUGGAGACACUUCGUUUAUAUCCCGUGGCUCCAUUAUUAAUACCACAUGAGUCCUCCAAUGAUUGCAAUGUUUGUGGUUUUGAUAUACCAAAAGGGACAAUGCUUCUUGUGAAUCUUUGGACCUUACAUAGAGACCAUAACUUAUGGGUGGACCCAACAAGGUUUGUGCCAGAAAGAUUUGAAGAAAGUGGGUUAGAUAGUGAGAUUUAUAAUAUGAUUCCAUUUGGUGUUGGAAGGAGAGCUUGUCCUGGAUCUGUUUUAGCAAAACGUUUUAUGGCAAAUGCAAUAGGGUCUUUGAUUCAAUGUUUUGAGUGGGAGAAGAUUGGAAAUGAAGAAAUUGACAUGACCGAAGGAACAGGUCUUACAAUGCCUAAAGUUGAACCUUUAGUUGCUUUAUGCAGGCCACGCCAAGUUAUGGUAAAGCUUCUCUCGAAUAUAUAAAUUAAGUAUUAUGCAGGUUGUAUUAUAUGUAAUUAAAUAAAUAAAAUUAUAUGUAAAAAAAUAAAUAAAUGUGUUGUAAGAUAAACUAAAUAAAAAUGGACACCCAAAACAUUUUUUAUUUGGUGUUGAAUUUUUAACAUAUAAUCAGGCUUAGCAUAUGAAUUUGUUGGCAUAAAGA
Molecule: messenger RNA, 2160 nt
Organism: Vicia villosa (hairy vetch)
Lineage: Eukaryota; Viridiplantae; Streptophyta; Magnoliopsida; Fabales; Fabaceae
Product: cytochrome P450 81Q32-like
Exons: 2
Coding region: 459-1982 (507 amino acids)
Molecular function (GO): monooxygenase activity; oxidoreductase activity, acting on paired donors, with incorporation or reduction of molecular oxygen; heme binding
Source: RefSeq, a predicted model, not a curated record